AUGAAUUCGAAUACACUCACAUCAACUGGUAACCAUCCCUGCAUAUUGGUGUCUACAUCUACUGCUACAGCGACUAAUAAUAGUCCCAUUACUGUUUCUCCAACUACAAAUAGUACGGUUUUGGCUAAAUUAACUGAUCGUGCCACUUAUUUUGCUGUUGUUUCGGAUACUUGUGCAUUCAAUCGUGAUCUUUGCAAGACUCGAUGUUCUCGAUUGCCAUUUCUGGACUUGGCCACUCAGAUUUCACAACGACCUGCUCCAUGGUUAUAUCAUACAAAUAGAGAAUAUUCAAGAGAGACACUAUCCAAAGAUCCACACGUUUUCUUGCGAUACCCUCGUUAUCGAUGGCAUUUAGACCCCCAGUCACCGCAUAAAAAGCGUAAAGCAGCUAAUCAGCGACUUUGGUAUACUUUACAGAAUAGUCUGAAAGCGCUUGGAAUUCCACCUGAUUUAGUUCCUGUUGUUACCAGACGAGCGUAUUCUAUCGCUGGACUUACAAUCCCAUCAAGUCUAGCUAACUACCUAGAUGUUCUUAAUCCGCGAGUGUCAUCGAUCAGUUAUGCAGCAGCGAAUAACAACAAUUGUAAUACUCUGAAUACUUCUACGGGUUCAGCCAACCGAUUCCAGCACUCAAGUUCAUUUGGAACAAUCGUAAAUGUUAACUCAAAUUCAAUUCCACGAAAAGUUUUUGUCAUAAUAAUCAUGGAGAAUAUACGUAUGAUACGACGAUGA
Heterobilharzia americana is the source of this 732-nucleotide messenger RNA. Lineage: Eukaryota; Metazoa; Platyhelminthes; Trematoda; Strigeidida; Schistosomatidae. The record is from the annotation of a GenBank genome assembly.